Messenger RNA from Pteropus alecto (black flying fox), 849 nucleotides. It is a transcript of the gene ZCCHC13, whose product is annotated as zinc finger CCHC-type containing 13. The transcript has a single exon. The coding region runs from base 331 to 849 and encodes 172 amino acids. Gene Ontology annotation, cellular component: cytoplasm. Gene Ontology annotation, biological process: positive regulation of cytoplasmic translation. The record is from RefSeq and is a predicted model, not a curated record. Lineage: Eukaryota; Metazoa; Chordata; Mammalia; Chiroptera; Pteropodidae. Gene Ontology annotation, molecular function: mRNA binding; translation regulator activity; zinc ion binding.
UCACAAAGAAGGCUUAAGUCUUAAUUAUAAGAAAUCCUAUUCUAUCCAGGGAGUCAUUCAAACUCAAACUUAACGGCUCAAACUUCCAUUUUCAAAAAACGGAAAACGUUCAGCCGCGCGCUUUUGACCUCAAGGAUGGGGGGAAGGUCAGGAGGCAAUGGCAGUUGGAACACUUGUGACACCUGGAUGGGGCCGUGCGCAAACCUUCUGUGACGUCAUGGAGGCCCCUAGAGAAAAACGGCCACUGCUUUCUAGGCCACCCUAAGGGAAGUAGCGUCGGGGCCUCCCGGGCAGAGGUGAGCGGGCUCACUGGAAGAUCUCACCGGAGCCAUGAGCAGUAAUAAUAAUGAGUGCUUCAGGUGUGGACGCUUUGGCCACUGGGCCCGGGUGUGCCCUCAAGGAGCUGCUCGAGGACGCAGAGCUAGAGCCCGUGGCAGAGAUUCUCAGAGCAGUUCCAACACCCUACCUGACAUCUGUUACCGCUGCGGUGAGUCCGGUCAUCAUGCUAAGAACUGCGACCUUCACGAGAACAUCUGUUACAACUGCGGAGGGAGCGGCCACAUCGCCAAAGACUGUGUUGAGCCCAAGCGCGAGAGAGAUCAGUGCUGUUACACCUGCGGCAGGACAGGCCAUCUGGCUCGUGACUGUGACCUUCAGGACGAGCAGAAGUGCUACACUUGUGGCAAAUUUGGCCACAUUCAGAAAGACUGCACCCAAGUCAAGUGCUACCGGUGUGGCGAGAUGGGCCACGUGGCCGCCAACUGCCCCAAGACGAGCGAGGUGAACUGCUACCGCUGUGGCGCAUCUGGACAUCUAGCCCGGGAGUGCUCCAUCGAAGCUACCGCUUAA